This is a messenger RNA of Aspergillus tanneri, 1038 nucleotides long. RefSeq lists its product as uncharacterized. The record is from RefSeq and is a predicted model, not a curated record. Gene Ontology annotation, biological process: mRNA processing. Bases 1 to 1038 code for a protein of 345 amino acids. Gene Ontology annotation, cellular component: THO complex part of transcription export complex. Lineage: Eukaryota; Fungi; Ascomycota; Eurotiomycetes; Eurotiales; Aspergillaceae. The transcript is spliced from 2 exons.
AUGGCAUCCUAUGGGCUCCUCGAUCAACCAGAAGAAGAUGCUCUCCAUAAGUCGCGCCUUUUGAACGUCGAAGAAAAGCCCUUCAAGCGGAUUUCCAAACGUCUUUUGCACCCGGAAUCUGUGGUUCUUUCGAAUUCGACCCUCCCUCCGACCCCUCCACCCGACGCGACUGAUGAAAAUGCGGCGGCCACCGUAGAGGCCGAGAAGCAAAAAAGACUGGAGGAAUGGCGUCAAUUCCGCGAAGACGCGGCGCUGGACUUUGCUGCUUUUGAAGGCAGCAUUGCGCGCAUUCAAUUUCUUUUCACAAGUAACGAGAAGGAGCGUGAGCGCUAUGCAGCCGAGAAGCUUCGGAUUCUCUCCACCAUGCAAUCCGUGCGCGAAAACACGGCAGAACUGCGGGUCCAGCUAGAUGAGGCACAGCGUCUGCUAGCUUUGCGGAAAAGUUACGAUGACCUGGCCGACAAAAUUACAAGUAAUCGCCUUUUGAAGCCGAGAGAAGAUCAGCAGGCCAAUUUACAGAAGCUACAGACGGAGAUCACUGAGUUAGAAAAGGAAAGCAGGGACUACGCCACUACAUGGGCUGAACGGAGGGAGCAAUUUGGUCGCAUUGUGGAAGAGGGAAUGCAACUACGACGACUCAUUCGAGAUGAGAAGGAAGAGGUGGAACGUAGAGAAGGCAUGCAGGAAGGUGAGGAUGGAGAUGACGCGGACAUCCCUUCGAAAGGAAAAUCUAGCGGCGCCAAUACCCCUCGGCCUGAUGGCGAGAGUGUCACUCCCUCUCAGCAAAGCCAGGAUGAGGCUGGACGAUCACCGGCCGGUCUACAUGCAGAAAAAUUGUCCACAACUGGAGCGGCAUCGCCAUUGCGAAAAGUCAUUGCCGCCGACGAUGAGAACAAACCCUCUCCCGACAAAGAAGAUGCUAAUAUGGUGGAUGAAGGUGAAAUAACCGGGGGCGAGAACGCCGAUCAAUCUGAUGAAUUGGAGGAAGGGGAGGAAGUCCCAGACGACCGCACAGCUGAUAAAAUGGAUACUACUUGA